Messenger RNA from Fragaria vesca subsp. vesca, 1446 nucleotides. RefSeq lists its product as uncharacterized. The coding region runs from base 110 to 898 and encodes 262 amino acids. The transcript is spliced from 5 exons. NCBI's taxonomy places the organism in Eukaryota, Viridiplantae, Streptophyta, Magnoliopsida, Rosales, Rosaceae. Gene Ontology annotation, molecular function: protein binding. The record is from RefSeq and is a predicted model, not a curated record.
GCUUCAUACGUCUGGUUUCGACGAUUCAGCCAUCAAACCUCUCUGCCAUGCCUCAGCUCCCUCAAUAUGUUGCCGUUGGCUUCCCACCGUCAUAUUCCAACCACCAAACAUGUCGAGGCAGAUAUCCCAAGGAGAAGGACUAGCAGUGGAAAUCCAUACCUCAACAAAUUUGCAGAAGCUUUUUAGGAAAACCUUGGUUACCGGAGGUACUCAAGAUGUUAAGAAGCCUUACACAUGGAUACCUACAUUUUUAACUGGACAGAGCUUUUGGCUGAUCUCUACACCAAUGGCACAAUCACUUGAAAUUAUCAAAACAAAUGUGGUUUAUGAGACUGGAGAGUUAUUUGAAUUGGGAAUUCAGCUUUCGUACUUGCUACUAUUGUUGGGUUUUCUGGGGAUUGGAACCUUCUUUGUGAUUCGUCAAGUACUUGUACGUAGAGAACUUGAUCUUUCUGCCAAAGAAUUGCAGGAGCAGGUAAGAAGUGGCGAUGCUAGUGCAACUGAGCUUUUUGAACUUGGAGCAGUAAUGCUGAGGAGAAAAAUUUAUCCAGCUGCUACAAAGUACUUGGUUCAGGCAAUUGAGAAAUGGGAUGGGGAUGAUCAGGAUCUUGCUCAGGUUUACAAUGCCCUUGGGGUCAGUUAUGUCCGUGAUGGGAAGCUUGCUAAGGGAAUUACCAUGUUUGAAACUGCGGUGAAGCUCCAGCCUGGCUAUGUCACUGCUUGGAAUAACCUUGGUGAUGCCUAUGAACAGAAGAAAGAUUUUAAGUCUGCCCUGAAUGCAUUUGAAGAAGUCCUUCUGUUUGAUCCUAACAACAAAGUGGCCCAACCACGGCGAGAUACUUUGAAAGAACAAGUGAAAUUGUACAGAGAUGUCCCUGUUAAAACAAAGGAGAGAUAAUUUUACCUGGUGUGUAUCAACUCAUCUGCUCUAUGGUUGGUGUGAAGAUUAAAUUGGCAUGAUGAUCUGAAAUAGCUAGUGAUAGUUGAGGUAUCAUUUGUUUUACUUUUACAUGGCCCCAGAUUACGAACUGAAUAGUCCUAUUCUGCAUUUCUAGCACCUGAGUAAAUUAAUCUGUACAACUUGAUUCAUAAGUAACUUGUCUUUGUUGUCGGGAUAUGAGUAACUGUAAGUAUCAUCAUUUUGGCCAUCAACAUCCCUUUGGUUUUGAACUGAUAUUCCAACCUUGUAGGCCUGCUGUGGUCAAGCCAGUUUUUGCAUAAUUUGAUUAUCUAGUCAACAAAUGAAUUUUCAUGCUAUAUUUUUAAAAAAAAUUUAUCCAGGAUUGGGCCCAUCCGGUCUCAUCCCGUUCCGUCUCAACCGGGAUAGGGCCCGGGUGGGAUGAAAUCUAAAAAAUGCAAAGCCCGUCCCGUCCCGAUUUCAAUGUCCGGGACAGACCGUGAGAUUAGCUCUAUCCCGUCUCAUCCUAUCCCAUGCCCAGCCCUAAA